UCAGCCUUCAAUUCCAAGUUGAUCGCGCCCGGAGUACGAGAUGGCUGAAGGGUGGGUUCUUCUUUUAGGGUUUUUUUCGACUUUAGGGCAAAGAAAAUCACGAAAGAGACGAAGUGAAAGUGAUUCAGUAGCAGAGACUCUAGCAAAGUGGAGGAAAUUGAAUGAUGAAGUUGAUUCCAGAAAAUAUGGAGAAUUGGUGGGUAAGGUUCCGGCCAAGGGCUCGAAAAAGGGGUGCAUGCGAGGAAAAGGAGGCCCUGAGAACACAAAUUGCAAAUAUAGAGGUGUGAGACAGAGGACUUGGGGCAAGUGGGUUGCCGAAAUCCGUCAACCACUUAAUGGAUCUUGUGCACCAGCAAGAAAUAAUAGUCGGCUUUGGCUUGGUACUUUCGACACUGAGGUUGAAGCAGCUCAUGCUUAUGAUAAAGCUGCAAGGGAUAUAUAUGGUCCUUUGGCCCGACUUAACUUCCCUGAGCAUGUUGCGGAUUCAAUGCCUUUGGAUGAGAUUAUUCAAGUUAAGGAAGCAAGGAUUAAUCCAUUGUCUGAAGUUGCUGUUGAGGAAUUGAAGGAAAAACAAGACUGUUUUGAGGUUUGUGUGUCUGAUAAUAAACCAAGGGAGGAAACAAAGUUAAAUCCAGAAAUUUGUGAGAAUUGUGGAGCCCACAAUUUGAAGGAGAAACCUGAUUGCUUUGAGGGUGGUUAUUUUCCGGUAGUCCAGUUUCAGGAGUUGGCAGCUGACUUGCAUGGGAGCUCAAAUCAUAUGCAAGACUUGGAUGCCUCGAGCCCGGAUUCUACUUUUGCCUUAAUGGAACUGUUUUCAGAUUUAGAAGGAGUUGACGAUUUAGAAGGAGUUGACAAUCUAUUGAUUGAUUCUGAUAUGAUUUGGGGUUGGAGAUAUAAUUAA
Corylus avellana is the source of this 901-nucleotide messenger RNA. Lineage: Eukaryota; Viridiplantae; Streptophyta; Magnoliopsida; Fagales; Betulaceae. The record is from RefSeq and is a predicted model, not a curated record.